This is a messenger RNA of Salarias fasciatus (jewelled blenny), 1229 nucleotides long. RefSeq names its product galactosylgalactosylxylosylprotein 3-beta-glucuronosyltransferase 1-like. Gene Ontology annotation, molecular function: galactosylgalactosylxylosylprotein 3-beta-glucuronosyltransferase activity. Gene Ontology annotation, cellular component: Golgi membrane. Bases 41 to 982 code for a protein of 313 amino acids. The transcript has 5 exons. The record is from RefSeq and is a predicted model, not a curated record. Gene Ontology annotation, biological process: chondroitin sulfate proteoglycan biosynthetic process; carbohydrate metabolic process. Lineage: Eukaryota; Metazoa; Chordata; Actinopteri; Blenniiformes; Blenniidae.
CUCCAUCACAAGAACACAAGCGUAGCACAACUCAGAUAGGAUGCCGAAGAGGAUGAACAUAAAAGGCAUCUUUACAAGUUUGUUGAUCGUGGCGCCUUUAUUGCUGUUCCUUCAUGUAUCUUACUACAGCACCAUCACACCUCUGCUCAAUAGAAAAAACGCAGAUAGCAGCAGAGAGAUGCUGCCUUUCAGGAAUAUCAUCCCAAGCUGGAAGAAGGACUGCACUAAACAGGUCUACGUUCGGCCUCCGCCCUGGUCCGACAGCCUGCCCACCAUCUACGCCAUCACGCCUACAUACAAAAGAUUAGUGCAGAAAGCGGACCUGACACGCAUGUCCAAUACUCUGCUCCAUGUGGCCAACCUGCACUGGAUCGUGGUCGAAGACUCUGAAAACAAGACCAGUUUAGUUGGAGACCUCCUCAAAAAAACAGGGCUGAACUACACCCACCUCAACAUACCUGAAACUAAGAAGCUUACUUCCAGGGGCAGCAGGCAGAGAAACCUGGCUUUGAAGUGGCUACGGGACAAUUUCAGCGUAAAUGACAGCAAUGAAGGCGUGGUCUACUUUGCAGAUGAUGACAACACAUACAGUCUGGAGCUGUUCGACGAGAUGCGCUACACUAAAAAAGUCUCCGUGUGGCCGGUGGGCUUCACAGGUCAAAUGCGCUUUGGGUCCUGCAAAGUCGAUGAAUUGGGGAAAGUGUCCGGCUGGGUUGUUCUGUUUGACCCAAAUCGACCCUUUGCCGUCGACAUGGCAGGAUUUGCAAUAAACCUGAAGCUGAUUCUGACCAAAUCCAAAGUUACCUUCAGAUUGUUUAAUAUAGCAGCAGGAAGACAGGAGACCACGUUUUUAGGGGAUCUGGUCACUCUCAGCGACCUGGAGCCGAAAGCCGCGAACUGCACCAAGGUUUUAGUCUGGCACACUCGCACUUCAGCGCCACCGAAUAUUCUAUCUUUGGGAGACCCCAACAUUGAGUCAUGACACACAUUACCUGACUCAGGUAACUGCAGAUUUACAAACAUCUUUGGAGCAUGACUGCAUGACUGCAGUUGGACACGUUGAUUUCUUCCAUCCGCAGCGCAAUCAGAAACUUCCUGAGCUCAUCUGUUCUGUAAAGAUAAAUCUCACUUGAAUUGGUGGUGUUUUGUUUUGUAUGAGCAAGCAAUCAAAGAAAAUUAAUGUACGUAAAUGUACAAUGUAAUGUAAAAUUAAUGUACCAAAUGUUAGU